Molecule: messenger RNA, 1077 nt
Organism: Protopolystoma xenopodis
Lineage: Eukaryota; Metazoa; Platyhelminthes; Monogenea; Polystomatidea; Polystomatidae
Source: the annotation of a GenBank genome assembly
AUGUGUGUUAUUUUACGAACCAUUUUGAAAACCAACUCGAAUGCCACAAUGCUGCAGGCCACCUGCCGUCCCGUCUGGCUUGAUGGUCAGGAACGACUUCAGGGUCUUCCAGGAGAGGAGCGACCCAGGCUGGAAUGGUUCUACUACCGGCCACAGAUUGCCGGAGAUGUGCCCAUUCCCAGUGAGGUGGUUCUGGCCAGCCCGCCUCAAUUAGAAAUGCUCACAGUAACACCGCAACGCGACAAUGUCAUUCGCCUCGAGACAGCAGCCUAUCAAUUCCCUGAUGUCGAGGCCGUCUUCUACUGUCGCGCCUCCUAUGAAGGCCUUAAAGUAGCGGAACAUACUGUUUACAUUCACCGGACAACGGAUCGAUAUCGAGUACAAAUUUACGAUGAAAAAUUGAGAAGAAAAAGCUAUGAAUUCGUGGGAUCUAACACACAACUUACCUGCUUGGUGGAUGAUCGUCAGACUGGGGAACGUACAGAGCCGAUGGCAUAUUUCUGGCGUAUCCGGUAUCCAGACGGCGUUUUGUCCAAUAUUCACAGACCUGGCGAGCUGGCCACUUCGAUUUCAGGCAUUGAUAGUCGCCAACUCAGCCUUGUUGGUCUGACGACCUCACCGGAGGCAGGAUUUGCUGAGGAAGAGGUGUAUGGUUUGAUCUGCACAGCCCAACACAAUGCCACCUACGAGACGCAAUCCAACGAGUUUCGCAUUCAUAUCCGCAAAAAACCCGUACUGACGAAAAUCUCCUUCGAAAGACUUCUACCCAACCUAGAGACGUUAGAGGAUGAGAAGGAUACCUACUCCAACAAAAUCGAUUACAAGGUGGCCUGCAAUGCCGAAAUUUCUGGACCUAUCCCGGCGAUAAGUUGGCAGAAGUGCAAGGACUCGGAAUGUUCGUCUGCCGUUGAUAUUUUACCGCGAAGCAACAGUCUCGAGUUCUAUGUCAACGCCACAGAUUACCAGGAUGAAGGGAUGUUCCGUUGUGUUGUGCUGCAAUUUCUUCCCAACUACAACUACGAACUGAAUAAGACGAAAAUAUUUGAGCUCAAACGCCAAGGUGAGCUUUGCCAGUGA